AUGGCUAUUACAGCCCCAUCCCUCCAUUCUCUUACUAACCCGUUCUCCAGACUCAUCCACCCCAGAGCAGCCGCCCGUGUUUUCUUUGUACAUACGCACCUUCCCACGUAUCUGUCCUUGCUCACAUUCCCCCGAUCUAUUCAUCUCAGAAUGUCUUCUUCAGCCACUGAUACCUCUCAAUCCAACCACUACACCCAGUUGCACCAAGGGUUGCCCACCCACUUCCGAGGCCUCAACUCCGUCGACACGGCCGAGGCCUCUAAGGUCACCGAGUUUGUCAAGGCCCACCAGGGUCAUACGGUGAUUUCUAAGGUUUUAAUUGCCAAUAACGGGAUUGCUGCCGUUAAGGAAAUCAGAUCCGUCAGAAAAUGGGCCUACGAGACUUUUGGCGACGAAAGAGCCAUACAAUUCACGGUGAUGGCCACGCCCGAGGACUUGGACGCUAACGCCGAAUAUAUCAGAAUGGCCGACCAAUACGUCGAGGUGCCCGGCGGUACCAAUAAUAAUAACUACGCCAACGUCGAAUUGAUUGUCGAGAUUGCCGAGAGAACUGACGUGCACGCCGUGUGGGCUGGGUGGGGCCAUGCCUCCGAAAACCCCAUUUUGCCCGAGAUGUUGGCGGCCUCUCCCAAGAAAAUCGUGUUUAUUGGGCCUCCCGGAAACGCCAUGCGGUCCUUGGGAGACAAAAUUAGUUCUACCAUCGUGGCCCAGCACGCCGACGUGCCCUGUAUCCCGUGGUCUGGAACCGGUGUUCGCGAUGUGCAAAUAGACUCCGAAACCAAUUUGGUGUCGGUAUCUGACGAGACUUACGCUAAAGGAUGCUGUGUGGAUGCUGAGGACGGGUUGAAAAAAGCCCGUGAAAUUGGUUUCCCGGUGAUGGUCAAGGCGUCUGAAGGUGGAGGUGGUAAGGGGAUCAGAAAGGUCGACGACGAGAAGGACUUUAUCACCUUGUACAAACAGGCAGCCAAUGAAAUACCCGGGUCUCCCAUUUUCAUCAUGCAAUUGGCUGGUGAUGCCAGGCACUUGGAAGUCCAAUUAUUGGCCGACCAGUACGGAACCAACAUCUCGUUAUUUGGUAGAGAUUGUUCUGUUCAGAGACGUCAUCAGAAGAUCAUCGAAGAAGCUCCCGUCACCAUCGCCAGAAAAGAGACCUUCCACCAGAUGGAAAAUGCGGCCGUUCGGUUGGGGAAGUUGGUAGGUUAUGUUUCCGCUGGGACCGUCGAGUACUUGUACUCCCACUCCCAGGACAAAUUCUACUUUUUGGAAUUAAACCCCAGAUUACAGGUGGAACAUCCCACCACCGAGAUGGUCACCGGUGUAAACUUACCAGCAGCCCAGUUACAAAUCGCCAUGGGAAUCCCUAUGCACAGAAUCAGAGACAUCAGAACCUUGUACGGUGUUGACCCCCACACUUCAACCGAAAUCGACUUUGAAUUCAAGAACGAAGCGUCCUUAAUUACUCAACGUCGGCCAGUGCCAAAGGGCCACACCACCGCCUGUAGAAUCACGUCUGAGGACCCGGGUGAGGGUUUCAAGCCCAGUGGAGGUACUUUGCACGAGUUGAACUUCCGGUCGUCGUCCAACGUCUGGGGGUACUUUUCUGUGGCUAAUCAGUCAUCGAUCCACUCGUUCUCUGACUCCCAGUUCGGGCAUAUAUUUGCCUUUGGUGAGAACCGGCUGGCCUCCAGAAAGCAUAUGGUGGUUGCCUUGAAGGAAUUAUCCAUCAGAGGAGAUUUCCGCACCACCAUUGAGUACUUGAUCAAGUUGUUGGAAACCCCCGAUUUCGAGCAUAAUACCAUCACCACCGGCUGGUUGGACGAGUUGAUCACCAAGAAGUUGACAGCCGAGAGACCCGACCCUACCAUCGCCGUCGUGUGUGGUGCGGCCACCCAGGCCCACCUUCAGUCUCAGUCCGAGAGAGCUGAGUACGUGCUGUCAUUGGAAAGAGGUCAGGUCCCCAAUAAAAACUUGUUGAAAACCAUUUUUCCAGUGGAGUUCAUCUACGAAGGACACCGGUACAAGUUCACCGCCACCAAGUCUUCGAGCGAAUCGUAUACCUUGUUUUUGAAUGGUAGCAGAGUGGUGGUGGGCGUCAAAUCACUUUCUGAUGGGGGGUUGUUGAUUGCCAUUGGUGGAAAGUCCCACGCCGUCUACUGGAAAGAAGAGGCCGCGGGUACUAGAUUGUCGGUGGACGGAAAGACCUGCUUAUUGGAGUUGGAAAACGAUCCUACCCAGUUGAGAACCCCAUCUCCCGGGAAGUUGGUCAAGUAUUUGGUGGAGUCCGGUGAUCAUGUGGUUGCGGGCCAGGCGUAUGCUGAAGUGGAGGUCAUGAAGAUGUGUAUGCCUUUAAUUGCCCUGGACGACGGGGUGGUUCAGGUUAUCAAACAGCCGGGGUCCACUUUGAAUGCUGGAGAUAUUUUGGCCAUUUUGGCCUUGGACGAUCCGUCUAAGGUCAAGCAUGCCUUGCCUUUUGAAGGAACUUUGCCAGACUUGGGUUUGCCAGCCAUACAAGGUACAAAGCCUAUCCACAAGUUUCUCCACGAUGCUCAGAUAUUGAAGAAUAUUUUGAACGGGUUUGACAACCAGGUCAUCAUGAAGCCUACUUUGGCCAGUAUCUUCAAGGUGUUGAAGGACAAGGAAUUGCCUUAUUCGGAGUGGACUUUGCAGAUCUCGGCCUUGCACUCCAGAUUACCUCCUAAGUUGGACGAGCUGUUGUCAACCUUAAUCGACAAGUCCAAGAACAGAAAUGCAGACUUCCCAGCUCGUCAAAUCUUGAAGCAGAUCCACAAGGUACUUAACGACCCUGAAACAGACUUUUCCUUGACCGAAGUCGUCAAACCUUUGACUGACAUUGCCGAGAGAUAUGCCAACGGUUUAGUCGAACACGAAUAUUCCUUCUUCUCCGGGUUGAUCAACGAAUACUACCAGGUUGAGCUGUUAUUCUCGGGUCACAUGGCCAGAGAAGACGACAUCAUCUUAAAGAUGAGAGACGAACACAGGUCAGACUUAAAUCAGGUGGUCAACAUUGUGUUGUCUCACUCCCGUGUCAGUUCCAAGAACAACUUGAUCUUGGCUAUCUUGGACGAGUAUCAGCCAUUGUUGCAGUCAUCUUCCAAUAUCGCCAACCAAAUCAGAGACUCUUUGAAAGAUGUCGUCGAAUUGGAUACCAAGGGAACUACUAAAGUCACCUUAAAGGCUAGAGAAAUCUUAAUCCAGUGCUCCUUACCUUCUAUUCAAGAAAGAUCUGACCAGUUGGAACACAUUUUGAGGUCGUCCGUGUUGCAAACGUCCUACGGUGAAAUCUACGCCAAGCACCGUGAACCAAGACUCGACGUCAUCCAGGAUGUGGUGGACUCCAAGCAUACUGUGUUUGAUGUGUUGCCCCAAUUCUUGGUUAAUGCAGACGAAUGGGUCGCCAUGGCUGCGGCUGAGACUUACGUGAGAAGAGCUUAUAGAGCCUACUCCUUGGGGCCACUCUCAUACCACUUUCAUGAUAAGUUGCCUAUUAUCCACUGGAAAUUCGAGCUACCAAGUCUUGAUUCUUCGCACUUCACUGCCAUCCAGCAAGUUAAGACAGAGGCUCCAAAUAACAUGAACAGAACUCUUUCUGUUUCCGACUUGUCGUUUACUAUGGACCCAAACCAGAAACAAGCUUCCAGAAACGGUAUUUUGGUUCCUUGUAGCCACUUGGACGAUGCUGAUGAAAUGAUCAGUGCUGGUUUAGACCAUUUACAAGUAGGAGGUGUUUCUAUUGAUCUCCUCGAAAAGGUCAACUACUACAAUGUUUUCAACGUCAUUGUGCACAGUGUCGAAGGAUACGACACCGAAGAAGAGAUCUUGGCCAAGGUCAACGAACAUCUUGCUGAUUUGAAAGACGACCUUAGAAGUGCUUCGAUUCGUCGUAUUUCCUUUGUAUUUGCUAACAAGAUUGGUAUCUACCCCAAGUACUACACCUUCACCGCUCCUGACUAUACUGAGAACAAGGUGAUUCGUCACAUUGAGCCUGCCUUGGCCUUCCAAUUGGAAUUGGCCAGAUUGGAAAACUUCGACAUCAAGCCUAUCUUCACCGACAACAGAAACAUCCACGUCUACGAAGCCAUUGGUAAGAACGCUCCAACCGACAGGAGGUACUUCACCAGAGGUAUCAUUAGAACCGGAGUCAUUCGUGACGACGUCAGCAUCAGUGAGUACUUGAUCUCUGAAUGUAACAGAUUAAUGUCUGAUAUCUUGGAUGCCUUAGAGAUUAUCGACACCUCCAAUUCGGAUCUUAAUCACAUCUUUAUCAAUUUUUCUGCUGUUUUCAACGUGUUACCAGAAGAAGUGGAAGCUGCUUUCGGUUCUUUCUUGGAAAGAUUCGGUAGAAGAUUGUGGAGAUUGAGAGUCACUGGUGCCGAAGUUCGUAUUUUCUGUACCGACCCUGCCACUGGUAACUCCUUCCCAUUAAGAGCAAUAAUCAACAAUGUUUCCGGAUAUGUUGUCAAGUCCGAGUUAUACAUGGAAGUCAAGAAUGCCAAGAAUGAAUGGGUGUUCAAGUCCAUCGGACAACCUGGCUCCAUGCAUUUGAGACCAAUCUCCACUCGUUAUCCAGUCAAGGAAUCAUUGCAACCCAAACGUUACAAGGCCCACAACAUGGGAACCACGUACGUCUACGACUUCCCAGAACUCUUCCGUCAAGCUACCACUGCCCAGUGGAAAAAGCUUACCAAGUCAACCAAGAUUCCAAAAGAUGUCUUUACCUUCUUGGAGUUAAUUCAGGACGACAAUGGUAAUUUGACAGCCGUCGACAGAGAUCCUGGUUCCAACAAGAUCGGGAUGGUUGGGUUCCAGUGUACUGCCAAGACACCUGAAUAUCCUCGUGGCCGUCAAUUCAUUAUUGUUGCUAACGAUAUCACCCACAAAAUUGGUUCGUUUGGUCCUGAAGAAGAUGAAUACUUCAAUAAGUGUACGGAAUUGGCCAGAGAAUUGGGAGUUCCUAGAAUCUACCUUUCUGCCAACUCUGGUGCUAGAAUCGGUAUUGCUGAAGAAUUGUUGCCAUACUACAAGGUUUCUUGGAACAACGAUUCUGACCCAAGCAAGGGAUUCAAUUACUUAUACUUGAGUACGGAAGACUUGGAAGCGUUAAACGCCAAUGGUAAGAGUGACACGGUGGUGACUGAAAAAAUCGUUAUCGAUGGAGAAACCAGGCAUGUCAUCAAGUCUAUUGUUGGUGCUGAAGACGGAUUGGGUGUUGAGUGUCUUAGGGGUUCUGGUUUGAUUGCUGGUGCAACCUCCAGAGCUUAUAAGGAUAUUUUCACUAUCACUUUGGUCACCUGUAGAUCCGUGGGUAUUGGUGCUUACUUGGUGAGAUUAGGUCAAAGAGCUAUUCAAAUCGAUGGUCAGCCUAUUAUCUUGACUGGUGCUCCUGCCAUCAACAAGUUGUUGGGUAGAGAAGUCUACUCGUCGAACUUGCAAUUGGGAGGAACUCAGAUCAUGUACAACAAUGGUGUUUCUCACUUGACUGCUUCUGAUGACUAUGCUGGUGUGCUCAAGAUAAUGGAAUGGAUAAGUUAUAUUCCUGCUAAGCGUGGCAUGCCAGUUCCUAUCUUGGAGACUGAAGACACCUGGGACAGAGACGUGGAGUACUUUCCACCAAAAGACGAAGUAUACGAUGUCCGGUGGAUGAUCGAAGGUAAGGAGUUGGAAAACGGCGACUUUGAACACGGUUUGUUUGAUAAGAACUCUUUCCAAGAAACUCUCUCUGGUUGGGCCAAGGGUGUCGUUGUUGGAAGAGCUCGUCUUGGAGGUAUUCCAAUUGGUGUAGUUGGUGUUGAAACCAGAACCAUCGACAACCUUGUUCCAGCUGAUCCUGCUAAUCCAGACUCAACUGAAGUCAAGAUCCAAGAAGCUGGUCAAGUUUGGUACCCCAACUCUGCUUUCAAAACUGCUCAGGCCAUCAACGACUUCAACCACGGUGAAAACUUGCCAUUGAUGAUCUUGGCCAACUGGAGAGGUUUUUCGGGUGGUCAAAAAGACAUGUACAACGAAGUUCUUAAGUUUGGUUCAUACAUUGUGGAUGCUUUGGUGGACUUCAAGCAACCUAUUUUCACCUACAUUCCUCCUAACGGAGAAUUGAGAGGUGGUUCUUGGGUUGUGGUGGAUCCUACUAUCAAUGCUGACUUCAUGGAAAUGUAUGCUGAUGUUGACUCCAGAGCCGGUGUAUUGGAACCAGAAGGUAUGGUCGGAAUCAAGUACAGACGUGACAAGUUGUUGGCCACCAUGGAAAGAUUGGAUGCCAAGUACGCUGACAUGAAGGCUAAAUUGAAAAACUUGCCAUCUGCUUCAGAUGAGUACACUAAGUUGUCUGUUGAGUUAGUUGCGAGAGAGAAGAACUUGUUACCAAUCUAUGCCCAAAUCUCCGUGCAAUUUGCUGAUUUACACGAUAGAUCGGGACGUAUGUUGGCCAAGGGUGUUAUUAGAAAAGAGCUUCAUUGGCGUGAAGCAAGAAGAUUCUUCUUCUGGCGUUUGCGUCGUCGUCUUAAUGAAGAAUACUGCUUGAGAUUGCUCAAAGAACAAUUGGAGACCGACAGCAAGCUCGAAAGAGUUGCUAGAUUGAAGAGUUGGAUGCCUGCCGUUGAUUACGAAGAUGAUGAGGCUGUCAGCACCUGGAUCGAGGAAAACCACUCGAAGUUGACCACGAAGGUGGAAGAGUUGAAGAAGGAGAAGUCUUACAACACCGUGAGAAGAUUGUUAAAGGAAGAUCCUUCAAACACUAUGAAUAUUCUAAAAGACUAUAUUUCUUCCUUGUCUGACCAAGACAAAGCCAAGUUGCUUAAAUAAUUUAAUAAUGUUAAUAUAUUUGUUUAAAGUUUAUAU
Molecule: messenger RNA, 6852 nt
Organism: Yamadazyma tenuis ATCC 10573
Lineage: Eukaryota; Fungi; Ascomycota; Pichiomycetes; Serinales; Debaryomycetaceae
Gene: ACC1
Product: acetyl-CoA carboxylase
Biological process (GO): fatty acid biosynthetic process
Cellular component (GO): mitochondrion
Molecular function (GO): ATP binding; metal ion binding; acetyl-CoA carboxylase activity
Source: RefSeq, a predicted model, not a curated record